AUGCAGACUAUUAAAUGCGUUAUAGUUGGUGACGGAACUGUUGGUAAAACAUGUAUGUUAAUCACAUAUGCAACAAAUAAAUUUCCAACUGAAUAUGUUCCAACAGUAUUUGAUAACUAUGCAGUUACAAUAACUAUUGAUGGUCAACCAAAUACUUUAGGUUUAUUUGAUACAGCUGGUCAAGAAGAAUUCGAUCGUCUUCGCCCAUUGAGUUAUCAAUCGACCGAUAUAUUUUUAGUAUGUUUUAGUGUUAUUUCACAAUCAUCAUAUGAAAAUGUGCGAGAAAAAUGGGCACCUGAAGUAUCACACUAUUGUCCAAAAACACCAUUUUUACUUGUUGGAACUCAAGUUGAUCUACGAGAUGAUCCAGCAGCUCUUGCUAAAUUACAAAAAACAAAUGAAAAACCAUAUACACAAAAACAAGGUGAAAAACUCGCUCAAGCUAUUAAAGCUGUUAAAUAUGUUGAAUGUAGUGCACUUACACAACAUGGAUUAAAAAAUGUUUUCGAUGAAGCGAUAUUAACAACACUUAAAAAUAAGAAACAACGUCACAUUCCUAAAGAACGUAAAUGCAUACUUCUGUGA
Messenger RNA from Adineta steineri, 585 nucleotides. NCBI's taxonomy places the organism in Eukaryota, Metazoa, Rotifera, Eurotatoria, Adinetida, Adinetidae. The record is from the annotation of a GenBank genome assembly.